CUGCCCUUCCCGGCAGUGUGUCUGUGGGCAGGACGGUGUAAUGAGCUGAAGAAUCCCCAGUGUGUUAUCAUCAUGUGUGAGCAUUUCGGAGGGUGAGCAGCUAUUCAUGCUGUGUGGUGGUUUUAGAUUAGAUCUAGAUUUUAGAUCUGUGUUUUUUGUUACAUGUUUUGAAUUCCCCGUAUUUGUAGCUCCUCGGACAGUCAAACAGGAGUUUCGUGGUAGCACAAUGACACUUUUAUAAUUUUGUACUGGAGCAGCGAGAAAUGUGCGGCAGAAAGGCUGCCUCUAGUGUCGUCUAAAAGCAUCCGGCAGAGUCGGGAGCGGACAUUUUUUACAGAAGCGAAGAGUAGGCCUACCGGGAGACGCAACAUGUUUGAAGGAGCAGGGAUCCCUCUCAUCGGGAUGGACAUUGCCUGUCUGAUCCUCGUUGGCCUUCCAUUUUUUAUCCUGACCCCUCAACACAACCCUUUUAAAAGGGGUUUCUUCUGUAACGAUGAGUCCAUCAGAUACCCUCUAAAAGAGGAUACCAUCUCCUACCAGCUGCUGGGAGGAGUCAUGAUCCCCUUCACUCUUAUCGUGAUCGUCUGUGGCGAGUGCCUUUCUGUUUACAUGUCCCGCAUCAAGAACCAGUCUUUGGGGACUAAGUAUGUGGCGUGUGUGUAUAAAGCUGUUGGGAGCUACGUGUUUGGAGCUGCUGCGAGCCAGUCUCUGACAGACAUCGCAAAGUACUCCAUCGGCCGCCUUCGGCCAUACUUCCUGGCUGUGUGCAAACCAAACUGGAAUAACAUUAACUGCAAACCUGGGGGAUACAUUGAGAACUUCACCUGCACUGGAGAAACAGUUCUGGUAGAUGAAGCCAGACUGUCCUUCUUCUCAGGUCAUUCAUCCUUCUCUAUGUACUGCAUGCUGUUCCUUGUACUGUAUGUUCAAGCCAGACUGAGGUCAGAAUGGUCGAGGCUUCUGCGUCCCACCAUCCAAUUCUUCCUGAUUUCCACUGCUGUGUAUGUGGGUCUGUCCCGGGUGUCGGACUACAAACAUCACUGGAGUGAUGUGUUCGCUGGCCUCCUGCAGGGAGGGGUAGUGGCUACUCUCACAGUGGUCUGCGUGUCUAAUUUCUUUGAACAGCCAGUGGGCCCGGUGGUGUGCCAGGAGGAAGAAGCCACACACACCAGUUUACAGGAAUACCCUGCUAAUGGAAACCACUAUGGCAGCACUUAGUGACUGAGGCCUCAAAAGACAAUACUCUAUGUGGCCUUUAUUCCUUGAAAUGAUCACUGAGGUUCUACAUUGGAUCAGUAAACUGCAAGCGUUUGAUGUUCACUGCUGGUUUCUGUGCAUUUCACAAACACAGUUUAUCUGUGGAGCCCACACUGCAGGCUCUAGCUGCUUCUUUCAGUGUGGUCUUUAAACUUUGCAAAGUGCACGAGAGCGGACAGCUCUUGCACUUUACUAAAAGUAGCCAACUUUCUGCCGAGUUUUGGGGUAAAUCAAACGUAAAACAGUUGAAUGACAAAACAAAAUACAGCAUGUUGGGUUUAUUUUAGAGAAGGUGACUUUUUACAGUGUGAGCUUGUAUGAAAUGUGGUUUCUAGCGUCUGAUGUUGCCAUCAUGAAUGAAUGAAAUUCUUUUUGCCCAGAAUAUAAUGAGUGUCUGUAUGCGCUCUGCAAGCAGGCUUGUAGGGGUCUGGCACCUUUUGAACAAGAAAACCUGGAUUGUCAACUCCAGGAACUGCAAAUGGAGACUGGACUCAGAAAUAAUAUAUAUUUUAUGUUGAUUUUGGCCUUAGUCAGAUUGCUGCUACCUGCUGUCAUGUCCCUUCCCUAAUGUUAUUUCAUGUUAAAAAAAAAUACAAUGCAUUGGUUUUUUUAAAGUUUGUAUGAAGAUGGUUUUAUGUUUUGUCCACAUAGACGCUUCAAACUGUUUUGUUAAAAGCAGAACUGUGGAAAAUGUUUGAAAAAAUAAAGAGAGCUUUGUUUUGCUUAUUUGUUA
Messenger RNA from Notothenia coriiceps (black rockcod), 1990 nucleotides. It is a transcript of the gene plpp1a, whose product is annotated as phospholipid phosphatase 1a. Lineage: Eukaryota; Metazoa; Chordata; Actinopteri; Perciformes; Nototheniidae. Gene Ontology annotation, biological process: phospholipid dephosphorylation; phospholipid metabolic process; signal transduction. Gene Ontology annotation, cellular component: plasma membrane. Gene Ontology annotation, molecular function: phosphatidate phosphatase activity. The coding region runs from base 370 to 1218 and encodes 282 amino acids. The record is from RefSeq and is a predicted model, not a curated record. The transcript has 6 exons.